Molecule: messenger RNA, 1242 nt
Organism: Acanthosepion pharaonis
Lineage: Eukaryota; Metazoa; Mollusca; Cephalopoda; Sepiida; Sepiidae
Source: the annotation of a GenBank genome assembly
AUGCGUAUACGGGCUCUCGUAGUUGAUAUUUUAUUUCAUCUCCCCCUCCUGCCCGGCUUUGAUAAACUUAUUUCUUUCUUUUCUUUCUUUCCUUUUUCUUUCUUCUUUUUCUUCCUUUUCUUUCUUUACUUUUUCCUUUUCUUCAUUUUCUUUUUCUUUCUUUUCUUUCUUUACUUAUUCCUUUUCUUUCUUCCUUUCCUUUUUCUUCCUCCUUUUUUUCUUUCCUUUUUCCUUUUUCUUUCUUUUUCUUUCUUUCUUUCUUUUUUUUCUUUUUUUCUUUUUCUUUCCUUCUUUUUCCUUUUUCUUCAUUUCUUUUCUUUCCUCCUUUUUUUCUUUUCUUUCUUUUCUUUCUUUUCCUUUACUUUUUUUCCUUUUUCUUUUAUUUCUUUUUUUUCUUUCCUUUCUUUUCUUUCUUUUUCCUUUUCUCUUUUCAUUUCCUUUUUUUUUUCCCUUUCUUUCUUUUCUUCUUUUUCUUUUUCUUUCCUCCUUUUCUUUCUUUCUUUUUUCUUUUCCCUUUUCUUUUUUUUUUCUUUUCUUUCUUUCUUUUCUUUUUUACUUUUUUCUUUUCUUUCUUCUUUUCCUUUUUCUUUCCUCUUUUCUUUUUUCUUUUUUCUUUCCUUUCUUUUGCUCCUUUUCUUUCUUUUCCUUUUCUUUCUUUUCUUUUCUUUUUUUUUCCGUUUUUUUUCCGUUUCUUUCUUUCUUUCUUUUUUUUUCCUUUUCUUUCUUUCUUUCUUUCUUUCUUUCUUUUUUACUUUUUCCUUUUCUUUCUUCCUUUCCUUUUUCUUUCCUCUUUUUCUUUGUUUCUUUUUUCUUUCCUUACUUUUUGCUUUCUUCAUUUUCUUUUUCUUUCCUCCUUUUCUUUCUUUUCUUUUCUUUCUUAAGUUUUUCCUUUUCUUUCUUCCUUUCCUUUUUCCUCCUUUUCUUUCCUCCUUUUCUUUUUCCUUUUCUUUCUUCCUUUCCUUUUUCUUUCCUCUUUUUCUUUCUUUCUUUCUUUCUUUCUUUCUUUCUUUCUUUCUUUCUUUCUUUACUUUUUCUUUUUCUUUUAUCAUUUCUUUUUUCCUCCUUUUCUUUCUUUAUUUCUUUUUUCUUUCUUUUUUCUUUCUUUACUUUUUCCUUUUCUUUCUUCCUUUCCUUUUCCUUUCCUCCUUUUCUUUCUUUUCUUUCUUUACUUUUUCCUUUUCUUUCUUUCUUUCCUUUUUCUUUCCUCUUUUUCUUUCUUUCUUUCUUUCUUCCGCUUCUUAA